AAAGAAUAUUUGUUAUUAUAUGCGGAAAGAAUUGGUAUUAGAGAUAACGUGAAACUCAGACACGAGUUAAUCGGUUGCCAACAAAACACUGAUUACGACUCGACGGGCCGAUGGAGGCUAACGGUGCGCGACAUCGACAACGACCGGGUGUUUAACGACGUGGUCUGCGGUGUAAUGCUGUGCACCGGAAACUACAACAACCCAUCGAUGCCUACAUUUCAAAAUCAACACCUAUUUAAGGGCCGAGUAUUGCAUUCGCAUGCGUUUAAAAAUAGCACCGGCUUUGAGGGCCAGCGGGUGGUUGUGGUGGGCGUCGGGAAUUCCGGGGCCGAUAUCGGGGUUGAGUUGUCUAAUGUGUGUAAAAAUAUUAAUUUUAAAUCUAUUCCCACAGUUAUACUGCAGAUUGUUUAUACGGUUUAUAUGUGCGCGCGAGAGGGCAGUUGGGUGAUCGGUCGUGUGGGCCCCGGGGGUCGACCAUUUGACUCGUUUCUAUUACGGCGAUCGCUGUAUACGCUUUACAAUGUAAUGCCGUAUAGGAUGUCGUGUUGGGCACUGGAAAAAUACCUAAACCUACGCUUCAAUCACCAGUUAUACGCACUUAAGCCCAAACACCGGGUGCUCUCACAACACAUUGUGGUUAACGACGAGUUGGGCAAAAAGAUUAUCGCCGGUCAGUGUAUAGUAAAGCCUAACAUACAGGAGUUUACGGAAAACGGGGUUAUAUUUAUCGGCGACACACAUGAAACUUUAUGCGAUACCGUAGUGAUGGCCACCGGAUACAAACUCUGGUACCCAUUCCUACCGUCAGCCCUACAGUCCCUGUGCGACAGUAAAGCCCACUUUCAACUAUACAAACACAUGUAUUACCCGCACAGUAAACACCCGCAAACACUAGCCUUUAUCGGCGCAAUCGUACCCCUCGGAGCGCUGUUACCGGUGGCCGAACUCCAGUGCCGGUACGCGAGCCUAGUGUUGGCCGAACGGCUAUCCCUGCCCUCUGCCGCCAAAAUGGUGACCGAUAUUAGCCGUCAAACAGUUCGGGUCGGUCGCCGGUUUCCCGACGCGGAAAAGUUUGCUCUUCACGUACACUAUGUUGAGUAUAUGGAAGAGAUGGCCCGUCUAGUGGGUGCUAAACCCCGCUUAUGGAAGUACGUGUGCACCGAUCCUAAACUCUGGUGGAGCCUGUAUUUCGGUCCCUGUGUUCCCUAUCAGUAUCGACUGAAUGGGCCCAAUUUGUGGCCAAAUGCCAGGGAAACGAUUCUAACGGUUAAUAAACGGAUUGAAACCCCUUUCCGGACACGUUAUGGACCGAAAUAAAAGCUCU
Medioppia subpectinata is the source of this 1324-nucleotide messenger RNA. The record is from the annotation of a GenBank genome assembly. Lineage: Eukaryota; Metazoa; Arthropoda; Arachnida; Sarcoptiformes; Oppiidae.